AUGCCAUUGAGAACCCUCCUCUCCAAGGCUGGUCCUCGUGCUGCUCAUCGUCGACACAGUAGCAUUAUCGAGGAUGCUACCGAGGAUUCUGAGAGCAGCACACCCCCAGGCCGUAGCCGUGGGGAUUCGAUGAAGAGACUGAGCUUGGGUUUGUCUCGCACCAAUGAAGAAGAUACCUUUCACGCAUUCUUCACCCAUGAACCGGCAGAGAUACAGCCACGACUCAAUUCCCUUCAAGCUGACGAGGCCUCCCAACCUUCAGAACCUCCCAGCACUGCAAAUCCCGCAAUUGCGGUCUCCAGGGUACAAAGUGAAUAUUCACAACCGCCCGGAUUGAGUAGCGGUCUUGAUGGUGAUGGCACUCUACUCAAACCACAACGAUUCUCGUUGUUGGGUAUGAGACAUGCCUCAGAUUCGCAGUUGUCGACAAGGUUCAGGAAACAAGAACCCGUACCGCCGCAAGAUGCUGCUCCUCCCAGAAUCAUCACAACGGCACCUACCCACGACUUCGAAGACACGACUCAGAGGAAAUCGAAACGCAAGUUGUUUGGUCGGUCACCCAGUCCUUUCCGUAAGAGCCAUAUUCCAAAAUGUCCAGAGGAAGCCAUGGUUAUUGCAAGACCUUCUGAAGAACAUAGCACCUCCUCAAAUCUUGGUCUGGCCCAGGAAAAGAGCUCUUUUGAACGUUUACCUCGACCGGCGGGACUCAAUGGAUCGAUGGCGCCGCCUGCAUAUGGUGACGAAUCCUCCUCCUCGCUGGCGAUUCCAGUGACGCGACUUUCCGAUUCCUCUCGUUCCGAUGACAGCUCUGGAGACCACCAUCUCUACGCCAAAACUACAACGACUCACACUAUUUCAACCACCACCACCUUUUUCAGACUCAAAAGGCGGAACAAAACAAAAAGACCACUGUUUCCGUUACCCGAGAAAUUUGCAACCUCUGCGUUGGGCCGGACAAGCACCUCUGGUACACCCCCAGAAUCUGGAGACGGACGGAAAUCCAUGUCGCCUAGCAGGAAAUCUACUACUGCGGUCAGGUUCGAUGCUGCUCCGAGCCGACAAGACUCCGCGGAGCCUUCGCCCACUCACUCGAUGAUUGCUCUUACAAACGCGCCUUUUGGCUCGCCUGGUCCAACAAUCAUGCGUCAAGAUUCCACAUGGUCUACCCACUCUGGCCACUCGACACCAUCCGUAACGUUAGUGCCUCCGCAGACGAGUGGAAGAGGGCGCUCUUCGACCAUGAGCUCGCUCCGAAAGUCAGCGGAGAAGUUACCCGAUGCUGUGCCUCAGACAGGAUCCGCCAGGACUUCAACAUCCACCAGUGGAAGGCGAAGUUUUGGUGACCUUCUAUCGCUACCUCAUCGACUCCGGCAAAAUUCCGCCCCGCCUCCCCGGCACGGGGCAGGCUUAAACCCUGGCACGCCCGGUUCCAAGUCCAACUCUCUACACAUCCCCCGGGAGCCGGAACCAGAACGGGUCUAUCCGCGACGGGAAGACGGUGAUACCCCAGCGAGCUAUGUGGAAAAGCUUGAGGCCGCCGUUCCGAGAGGUGCAAUGGCAACGAUACUUUGCAAAAGCGCCGAUGACUUCUCCAAGACAUGCUUGCGCAAAUACAUGCGGGGAUUUUCUUAUUUCGGAGAUUCUAUUGAUAUGGCAAUUCGAAAAAUGUUGACAGAGGUCGAACUACCUAAAGAAACCCAACAGAUCGACCGACUACUUGCUGGCUUCGCAGAUCGCUACCACGAAUGUAACCCUGGAAUCUUUGCUUCGACGGAUGAAACAGCCUUUGUCGCAUUCUCAAUCCUCCUGCUACACUCGGAUACUCACAACAAGAACAAUAAGAGGAAGAUGCAAAAGCAAGACUAUGUUAAGAACACUCAACAGGGACCGGUUCAUAUAUCGAGCGAUAUCCUCGAGUGCUUCUAUGACAAUGUGUGUUAUACUCCAUUCAUUCAUUUUGAGGACGAAAUUGCCAUCAACAGUCACCGCCUGGCUGCUCCCAGACCCAAGAAGAGCUUAAUCCGACCCAGGAGUCUAGAAAGCCUGCGUGGGCCUGUUGACCCGUACAUUUUGAUCCUAGACAACAAGCUGGACGUGUUGCGACCCUCCCUCAAAGACGUGAUGGAUACCGAGGACUGCUACAGCUCGACGGGAACCAUUGGCACCCUGGAGACAAAUGAGAUCCAAAAGGCCUUUCUCAACUCCGCAGUGUUGCAGAUUGUAUCUGCGCGGUCCAGGCCAGAUGCCUUCUCCACCCAGGCUACGAUCAGCAAUCCUGGGGAAGCACAAGCUGGAUUGGUGAGUAUAAAGGUCGCCAAAGUUGGGUUGCUGUGGCGCAAAGACCCCAAGAAGAAGAAGGCGAAGCGCCCUUGGCAAGAAUGGGGCGCCAUUCUGACAGACUCCAAGUUGUACUUCUUCAAGGACGUGGGCUGGGUCAAGAAGCUGAUCAGUCAAUAUGAAGCGUCUUCCAAGUCUACCAACAAAGCCAGCCCUUUGAUCUUCAAGCCACCGUUGUCAUCCUUCGACCCAGACGCGCUCAUGUCGAUGGAUGACACUGUGGCUCUGCUUGACACAAGCUACAAGAAACACAAAAACGCAUUUGUAUUCAUCAAGCACGGAGGCUUUGAGGAAGUUUUCCUGGCCAACAACGAGUCUGAAAUGAACGACUGGAUUGGCAAGCUGAACUAUGCUGCCGCAUUUCGGACCGCAGGCGUCAGAAUGCGCGGGCUUCUCAGUUCUAGCUAUGAAGCACGACAUGUGCUUCGCAAGGAUUCAGACUUUUCAACCAAAAGCGAACAGUCGUCUCAGAAAGACCGCAAGGUAGAUCCUCAGGUGGCAUGGGAAAUCAUGUUCUAUCGCCAGCAACUCAUUAACGAGAGAAUCAGCGAUUUCGAUGACAAGAUGGCAGCCGCUCAAAAGGAACUAGACAACCUUCUUCGCAAUGCCCGGCAUCUACUUAUUCUGUUGCCGAUUCAGCAGAAAACUCGAGAGGCUCUCGUUCUAGCUGCCGGCCGCAUGUCAGCCAAGCUGAAGUGGACAAGAGUCGAAUUUUGGAGAGCCAAAACCCAUCGAGACAUUCUAGCCAAAGAUUUGGAGCAGGAAGGGGUUACGGCUUUCCCAGUUCCUCGCACGCCGUCAACCUCUACUCCUCAAAAGAUCACUCCUCUAAAGACUAGUCCGGCAAAUCUAGCACGACACAUGACUGACACGAGCCAUACGACAUUAUCGCCGAUCAGUGCGAUCUCGUCCAAGCCUUCCAAUGUCACUGAACGACAUAAGAUCUCGGAGAGUGAGAGCAACCGACCAGAGCAGAGCCCAUCUGACAUUCCAUCUACCACAAGCCCUUCCAUAUCUGAGCAUGUCUUGUCGAAACAGGAGAGCAACCCGGACUCUCACUCCCUCAUUCAUCAGGCCUCCGUUACAAGUUCUCAUCUUAGCCGAGACCGAGAACGACUGGCAACAACCACUGCGGUUGGUGAGGAACAGAUCCCGCCUGAAGCAGGCUUGAUUGGCAGCGAUGGCUAUGUUUCGAUGGAGAAACGGCCGGACACAAGCGAAUCAGACCGAGAUCGAGUAGCAGCUAUUACGACUCCGAUCGAUAAUUCCAAGGUUGGAAGCGUUCGACGAAGUCUUCAUAGGAGUUUGCGUGAAGGGCAUUUACGAGACGGACACCACCAUUCCCCCAGUAUCCAUCGACACAGAAAGGGGAGAGAGUCGGGAUCUAGUUUCACAGGAACCGAUGAUGGGGGAAAGUCAAUACAGAGUGAAGUGGAGGAACUAAGAAGAGGUACUGGAAGCUUCAUCUUGCACGGGAAAAAGGCUAGUGUCAUCACCAUGUCUUCAGAAUGGCAGAACAUAUCCAACGAGGAUCGGUUGAGACUGAGGAACACCAAGACUGACGGAGAUGAGAAAGAGGAGCAUCUCGAGCUUCAAGACGAUGACGAAGACGCUGUUGAAACAGUCAGCAACUUUUCGAAGCAGACUGAAGACCAUCAUUACGCGUCAUUGAAUUCGAGUCGCAAGCCGAGCCUGGCGACCACUGCGGGAGAACAAUUCGUCGAUGCCGAGACAGGGGAGGGGUGA
Messenger RNA from Capronia epimyces CBS 606.96, 4083 nucleotides. RefSeq lists its product as uncharacterized. The record is from RefSeq and is a predicted model, not a curated record. Gene Ontology annotation, molecular function: guanyl-nucleotide exchange factor activity. Bases 1 to 4083 code for a protein of 1360 amino acids. Lineage: Eukaryota; Fungi; Ascomycota; Eurotiomycetes; Chaetothyriales; Herpotrichiellaceae. Gene Ontology annotation, biological process: regulation of ARF protein signal transduction. The transcript is spliced from 2 exons.